AUGCAGGAGCUUAGUGCCUCUCUGUCUUCCAUCAACGCAAUUGCUAGCGUUGAUGUAUUGUGUAGAUUAUGUCAAGGAGGUGAAGCUGUAGCUACCACAAAUAUCACUAGUCUGUUACAAGAUGUAUCGGCUGCGAUCACUGUGGAUGAUACGGAUGAAUUCAGAAAUGUUACACGCUUGAAAGUAUUAUUGAUCAAUAACCCAGAUAAUUAUCUGCAAUAUGAUACAGGCAAUUCGUCACUUGUAUCCCCUAUUAUCAUCGUUAGUACGAAUCCAAAAGUAAACAAUACUAGCGUUCAACUUUACUUCAGCAGCAUUAAAUACGGCGUAAAUCCGAACCAAACGAGAUUGUUAUUGUGUUCAUUUUGGGAUGGCACUGCAUGGAAUAGUAGUGGAUGUGGAAUUCCAAACCGGAUCAGUGAUCUAGUUUUACAACAAACAUCGAUUUAUUGGUGCACUUGUUCACAUUUUACAACAUUUGCAUUAAUAUCGGUAUUGGCAGGUAAAAAUUACAGCGUAUCCAUACUCACAAACAUCAGUGCUCUUAGCACAGAUCUUGUAGUCGAUGCUGUAUUCGACUUUUUUGGUGCAUUGAAAAAUACAUCGGUACAAAAUGCAGUCACAGUGAAACAAGUAGAUGCAAGCAUAUUAGACACUGUUAUCGAUAAAAUAAACGUAUCUAUCACGCGAAGUACACCCGAAGCUUAUCUUUUGUCGACCAAUCCGCAAUCAAAUAAUUCAUUGCUUGUCGGUGCUUCUUUCUACGCAUCUGUCGGCGGUAAAAGUAUUACAAAUCAGGAUAACGUUAUCCCACAGAUUACGAAUAUAUCGGCUGCUGCUGUCAUUAGCGACGAAUUAACAUUAGAAAAUCUUGCAUUUCUAAAGAUACUAAUAAUCGAUCAGCCUGAUAACCUUCGACUAUAUGACACAAACGAGA
Molecule: messenger RNA, 937 nt
Organism: Didymodactylos carnosus
Lineage: Eukaryota; Metazoa; Rotifera; Eurotatoria; Philodinida; Philodinidae
Source: the annotation of a GenBank genome assembly